Messenger RNA from Lytechinus pictus (painted urchin), 1233 nucleotides. Its product is annotated as CUB and sushi domain-containing protein 3-like. The record is from RefSeq and is a predicted model, not a curated record. The transcript is spliced from 7 exons. NCBI's taxonomy places the organism in Eukaryota, Metazoa, Echinodermata, Echinoidea, Temnopleuroida, Toxopneustidae. Bases 1 to 1233 code for a protein of 410 amino acids.
AUGUCGCGCAGGUGGACUCUGGGAGGGACAGAACCGAUACGAUGUAACAGUCCGUACAUCCCGAGGUAUGGGUCUAUUGAUAACCUUCGUCUGGACUACAGUGUUGGCGACAGUAGCAGGAUCACAUGUGACAACAGUGCAGACAGCUAUAACCUUCAGUGCAACUCUGACGGAUUCUGGACGGGAAGCGUUCGUUCUUGUCCGGCACCAGUUGAAGCUCCGGAGAAGUGCAGCGCCCCUUACGUCCCAAGGUAUGCCACAAUCCAGGCCCUGAGGAUGAGCUACGACUUCAAUGAACAAAUAACCGUAACGUGUGACAACAGUACUACACAGUUUACCCUCAGAUGUGACGUGCAUGGCCUUUGGAGUGGUCCAGUUGUGUCUUGUCAAGAACCUUACAGACAACCGGUACGAUGUAACAGUCCGUACAUCCCAAGGUAUGGGUCAAUUGAUAACCUUCGUCUGGACUACAGUGUUGGCGACAGUGUUAUGAUCACAUGUGACAGCAGUACGGACAGCUAUAACCUUCGGUGUAACUCUGGUGGAUUCUGGAUGGGAAGCGUUCUUUCUUGUCCAUCGCCAAUUGAAGCCCCAGAGAAUUGCAGCGCCCCGUACGUCCCAAGGUAUGCCACAAUCCAGGUCCUCAAAACGAGUUAUGACUUCAAUGAACAAAUAACCGUAGUAUGUGACAACAGUACUUCACAGUUCACCCUCAGAUGUCACACGCAUGGCCUAUGGAGUGGCCCAGUAGUGUCUUGUCCCGAACCUUACAGACCCCCAGUGCAGUGCAGCGCCCCUUACGUCCCAAGGUAUGCCACAAUCCAGGACCUCAAAAUGAGCUACGAUUUCAAUGAAAGAAUAACCGUAACGUGUGACAACAGCACUACACAGUUCACCCUCAGAUGUGACGCGCAUGGCCUUUGGAGUGGUCCGGUGGUGUCUUGUCCAGAACCUUACAGACCCCCAGUGCAGUGCAGCGCCCCUUACGUUCCAAGGUAUGCCACAAUCCAGGACCUCAAAAUGAGCUACGACUUCACUGAAAGAAUAACCGUAACGUGUGACAACAGCACUACACAGUUUACCCUCAGAUGUGACGCGCAUGGCCUUUGGAGUGGCCAGGUGGUGUCUUGUCCAGAACCUUACAGACGUAAGACAUUAACCAAUUGUAGAAUAAAUUGUUCUGUGAUCUACCUACUGACCCUCUGGAAAGAAGACAGUAACCAACAGUGUUAA